Moesziomyces aphidis is the source of this 1551-nucleotide messenger RNA. The record is from the annotation of a GenBank genome assembly. Lineage: Eukaryota; Fungi; Basidiomycota; Ustilaginomycetes; Ustilaginales; Ustilaginaceae.
AUGUCUUCGCCUUACUACAACAGCCGUAGCCUGGGAGACUCUCCCGACUCGGCCUCGAUCGAGAAGAAGGAUGACUCCCGCCUCGAGGACGGCGUCGUCAUGGCACCUGUGCUGACCGCCGGUACCACUGCUGCCGACGCCGUCGCCACGACCAUCGAGGACCCCAAGGAGACGGCCCGCCUGAUUCGCAAGCUCGACUGGCACGUGCUGCCCAUCUGCUCGGUGCUCUACCUCUUCUCCUUCCUCGAUAGGACGGCCAUCGGCAACGCCCGUGUGCUCGGCAUGGAGAAGCAGCUCAAGCUUACCGACCAGGAGUACGCCGCCGCACUCUCGGUCUUCUUCGGCCUCUACUGUCUGCUCGAGGUGCCCUCCAACCUCGUGCUCAAGAAGAUCGGCGCCAAGCUCUGGCUGCCCAUCAUCGUCGUCGUCUGGGGUCUCGUCAUGCUGGUCACCGGUUUCUCCAAGAACUUCGAGUCGCUCCUCGCCUUCCGCAUUCUUCUCGGCGCUGCUGAGGCUGGUCUCUUCCCCGGUGUCUCGUACUACCUUACGAUCCUGUAUCCGCGCAGGUCGAUCCAGCUGCGUAUCGGUCUCUUCUUCAGUGCGGCCACCAUCGCUGGUGCCUUCGGUGGUCUCCUCGCUUUCGGUCUUGCCAAGGCCAAGUCUGGAGAGUACCAGGGUUGGUCGUUCAUCUUCUUUGUCGAGGGUGCACUCACCAUUGUCGCCGGCAUUGUCGCCUACUUCGUUCUCUUCGACGGCAUCGAGAAGGCGCCGUUCUUGACCGAGAGCGAGAAGGUGUACAUGAGCGACCGCGUUCAGUUCGACGGCAACGACAUCCCGAUGAACGACGAGUUUGCAUGGAAGUUCGUCUGGGCCGGUCUGAAGGACUGGAAGACGCUCUUCACGCUGAUCUGCUACGUGACGACCAUCACGCCGCUCUACUCGAUCGCCCUGACGCUGCCCUCCAUCCUGAAGAACUCGCUCAAGUACAACGCCAUCGACUCGAACCUGUACACCGUGCCCGUGUACACCGUUGCCGCCGUGACCGUGGUCAUCUUCGCCUACUCGUCGGACCGCCUCGGUAUUCGCUUCCCCUUCAUCUGCCUCGGCACCCUGAUCUCCGGUAUCGGCUGGGCGCUGUCGCUUCACUUCAGCAACAGCAACCCCAAGGUGGCGUACGGUGCGCAGUUCAUCUCGGCUGCUGGUUCGUACGCUGCCUUCCCCGGUGUGGUCGCCUCGUUGACCCAGACGAUUGGUGGUAAGACGAAGCGUUCCGUCUGCAUUGCCAUCAUCGUUGGCUUUGGUGGUCUGGCCGGUACCAUCUCGAGCAACAUCUUCCCCAAGAAGCAGGCUCCUUACUACCACCGCGCGCACUACAUCAACAUCGGCAUGAACGCCGUCGCCUUCUCGUCGGCGCUCGCCUUCGCCGGCCUGCUCCACCUUGCCAACAAGCGCAAGCAGCGCAUGAUCGACUCGGGCGAGGCUGCUCGUCUGUCCAAGGAGGAGAUCGCCGACAUGGGUGACGAGUCGCCUUACUUCAAGUACCGCUACUAG